GCUGCCUCAGGACUCCUCUGGACUCUGACAUAUCUUCCCCAGGCAGGCCCUUUCCCUUCUUUGGCGAGCCACAGUAAUAAGUGGGUAUGCCAACCCCAGCCUAGGUGGUAUGUAGGUUGCAGGGCUUGCAAAGGUCUCACUGGGCCUACAGCCAUCAAUGAACAAUGACAGGAGAAAGAAGUCAGUGGAAAUAUAACCAAGAAAAUCUAUUUGCAAAACUCUGAUCCUUGGGCCUUUUUAAUCAAGUCACAGUAUCUCAAAACAGUUAGGUUUGGGGCUAGAGACUUAGGUUCAUGGGUUCUAGUUCAUGGUAAUAAAUCAUGAAGCCUGAGCACUUAUAAUACUUAUAAAUAACUUGAGGUUAGGACUAGGCCUUUUAUUUCAUAAAGUAUUUCGCUCUCUAUAUAUUCAUUAGUACCCUACCAAGAUUUAGGCUUUGAAGUAUAGAGGGAUAUUUUAUAGGAAUAUUCAGUAUCCAUUGGGCAAAAAGUAAGAAAAUGAUGUGGAGAUUUUAGAGCGAUAAGGGGCCUGGUAAGAGCAAAAUAAGUUUGAGGGAGAACAUAAAUCUUUCACAUCAGCAGAAGAGAGAUGCUUGUAGCACUUUCAGAUCCAAGAAGAAAUCUAGACUGAGGAGGAAGGAAUUAGCUAGCUGUGGACAUAUUUGAACCAGGAGGGGGACCCCUUAGCAUUGUUUAUUGGAUGUGUUCGUUUUGUGUUGAUUUAAGUGCACUGCAGAGGAAGGAAGAAAUGUUCCUGCAGACUAGCCCCCAGACUAAUAGCGGAGUUAGGAUACGUAUAGGAAACAUUUGGAAGAGAAAAAAUUGAGUGAAUGAAAAUCAACGUAGUAGAAACUCUGUAUGUAAGUGCCAAGGGGGACAAAGAUCCAUUAGCAUAUCUUACAGGAUGUGUUUUAGGUUCUAUUAUUUCCAAAGAGAGCUGAGCUGAAGUCACGUUGAUGGUGUGAGAUCUGAGUGAAGGUGUGACCAAGAGUCAGAGGGAACAGGCUUAAUACGCGUGUCUGUGAGUCCUGUGGCUAUGGCUAUGUCUGUGGGCUGGUUAGUCCUGGGGAAUGCUGGUUGCUGGCUUAUAAUGUAUGGCUUGGCGUACUCACUUAUUCCUUAUUUGAUUCCCCCAUGUGGAAGUGGUUCCUACUUUGUGGGGAACACCUUCCCUGUCCCCUCUCAGUGGUGUGUCCUUGUGGCUUCUGUAUCUGCUGGCAUGUCAGGCUGUCCCCCAAGCUUGAGUGUCUGGAGAUCAAUGCAGAAUAAUGUUGUUGUCCAAGGACCUGAGUAUGCACCUGUCAUUCCAAGAGGUAUCUUAUUAGGAGGCUGCCUCUGGCCUCACAGGGUAGGGAUGUGUAUGCUGAGGACUUCAUUGUACUGCCACAGUUCAGAGACUGCUCAGUUCUGGCCUAGGCCUCUGCCUAAAAAUUAUCAAGCCUUCAUGGUAAGAUAAUGAAUGGAACUUUGUAACUUUGUUCAUGACUGAGACAAAAGGGUAGUAUCAAAGCAGUCCCCUUUUCAGACCAAAAAAAAGUAUAAUUUUCCUUUUGAAGCAUCUGAGAGAUUUCUUAAUCAAAAGAAGAUGACAACCAUUCCAGGCGUGAAAGAACCUAAAUGUGCAGCUCUGGUUGGCUGUUGGUCCGCACUGAGCCUGAGCAGCCUAUUUUAGUAGUGUCUAAUGUCUAAUGGGGUGGCUUAUGGGGAGAGAGGAUACCAUGAGUCUUCAUUUCUUGUGGCAUGUUGCUCAGGAUGCUGGUAUAGCAGUGCUUAGGAGCUGGAUGAUGAAUACAGGAGGAAUCGAGUUGCCUCCAUCACCUAAGGCUCAGCUAAGUGGCUCUCCAUCACCAGGGAGGAGUAAGUAGGGUGGGCAACCUUCAGCUGCUCUAGGAGCCCUCAGGCCUAAGAUGUUUCCUGGUGUCAGCUAAUAUCUCUGGCCCCUGUGUGUCCCUAUGGGCGUUAGGAGGGCAGCUUUUGGGAAAUCAGCUGAGUAAUGGCUCUACUGCUGCUCUUAAUACUGAUGUACAUGCGCAGCUCGAGGAGCAGUGGAUUGUCCUUAGACAGUCCAAAGACCUCAUGUCCAUGAGGGCUGGAUUCUCACCAGCAGCCUAUCCCCUUCUCUACCUUCCCAGGACCCAGAACAGAUGACAAGUGCACAUAACCAUUUUUGUGGCUGAAUCAGAGGUUUUCAGUUACCUUGUUGGCCUCUGGCAACAGCAUUCUCUGCUUAGCCUCCAGAUUAUUUUCAACUUUAAUUUAAAAAAUAUAUAUACUUUUUAAAAUAGGUAAUGUAUACACAUAGAAAAAAAGAUUCAAGUCUGUAUAGUGAAAAGGCUCUCCCAUCCCUGGCCACCACUGCUUAGUUCCCUUUCUUGGAGACAUCAAAUAUGACCAGGUCCUUGUGGAGUCUUUGGGAAGGUGUCCAGAUUUUUAUUUAAAGGAAUAGGUAGCAUUGAUCCUCACUGUCAUUUAACCUCCUUUCUCUAAUUUUUCCAUUUUGGAAGAAAUUGGGUUCCUGAAGGACAUAAUGUUCUCCAGUAUCCUUAAAGACUUUCAUUGCUACUUUAACUUAUGCAUAGUUUUUCAGUUCCCACAGUGGGGUAUAAGAAGGGAAAAAAUGGUAGACAAUUUUAAUUUUGGUACAGAUGAUCCUGAUUUUCCUUCUAUUCCUUUAAAACAAUUUUAAUGGAAGUAAAAUAUUCCAAAACAGGAAUAGAGCAAAAAACUGAGCAGGCCAGCCCUUUCUUCCUCGAUCUGGGAGGAUUUCCUCUCUCAUUUUAGACACUCUUGAAUUAAUUGGGAUGAUGGGCUUGUUUGGAGACUUUUCUUAAAAUGCCUGGUCAGGAAAGCAAAUUCCCAAAUGGGAUUCCCUCUCUCCUGGGCCCACAGCCUACCUUGGGUCUGUGUAGCAUUCGGCUCAUGGCUUUUGAACUGCUGGAGCAAGGGGAAUAAAUUUUAAAAACCUCACUCAAAACAGGAUUUAGUUUCUUCCCUUAUGGCAUAACUGCCCCCCAGUGCCAUGUGCAAGGGGAAAAUGACCUAGCCAAAGCUUGGUGGGGCACCAGCAGAGGCUUCCAUUCUCCAAAUAGUUGGUAGUGCUAGACACCAGCAGCUAAAGAUGAGAAACAGUAAAUUGUCUUCCUUAGAGUGGGGUAUCAUAGAGUAUGCUUGAUUGUGUUCAUUGACUGUUGGCGCACUUGAACUUACCUGAGUUUUUCCUGAUGCUUCCCCCAUCCUCCCUCCUCACCACCUUGCCUGGACACUAGUUUGCACAAGUAAGACCAUUCGAUGCUUCUUCUCUGCAUGUUAUUUUUUCAUCUGCCAUCUUGCAUGCAAUGCUCUGUCACUGUGCUCUUGUUAUGGUUAAUAGUUUUAAAUUCCAGUGAUUCCCUAGCUGGGUCACUGUGGGGCCUGCUGGCCUCAUGUUUAAAGAUCAUUAAUCAAGUGUAGAAGUACAACUCUGAUCCAUGAAUCAUUGUCUCCUCCCCAUGUGAGAUCUGCAAAAUAAAACUGUCCAAUGAAGGAUGGGGUGGAAACAUGGAGGCUAUGAAUGCUUUUGGACACGAGGCAUUUAGGGGCAGGAGUUAGAAGGGGGUUGCCUUUCUCCUCCUCAGGCUGGAAUGGAAUUAAGAGAAAAGGACUGACUUUUAGUCAUUCUAGGGUGGAGGACAACCACAGUCAUCACUUCUUAGCUGUGUGUGGAUUAUCCAUAGGAAAAAAAAAAUCGUUUCGAUAUCCGCCUAUGCUAAACCUUUAGAGAAACGGGGGAGGGGGCAAGUGUUGUAUGCAAUUUUAAGAUAAAAAUAAUUUGCGUUAUUUGUACUUUGCAGUUUCUCUGCUUCUGAACCCCUCCCUGAGAAAUAAUGGAUGGUCAGCAUUACAUGGCUCCAUCCUGGACAGUUUUAUUCUACAGCAUUAUCCAUCUUCCUUGUCAUCGUGGUUCUGAAGCCCCCCUGGCUGCAGCUUCGGCGCAGAGCUGGAACAGGCUCAGAGAGCAGCAGUGGCCUUCUCUCUCUGAUUUUGAACCUCGGGUUUUGCCCGUUGAGGCAUCGCCACUUAGCCAAACAGCCCUGGGGAGUCUGGGAGUCCAUUAGCGAGAGGGACUGGGAGUGAUGUACCGGGUAAGCUGGUACUUGUGAUCAAGGCACCUGGGAUUUUCCAAUCAAGGUGACUGUAGGUUUCCAUGGUAACUGUUACUACUCCAGGUUGCAGAAAUUAUGCAUAAAAUACUCUCACAGACCUGGAGGUGGUAUAUACUGUUUACAAACUAAUAUGCCACUUUUUCUUGUCUUUGAUUUUCUGCCUUCCCAUUUUGCUUGUUCCAUAUGAUUUGAACUUGAACUCAUGGCCCAUUGUCCUUUUCUUCUUGAGUUUCUCCCAACUGGCUUUAGCUUAGUGGGGCAGGUAAGAGAAAGGUACAAAGUAUGUGUCUCCCCUUAUGUGUUUACAUAUAUACACCUAUGAGUGCUUAGACCCAGCCACCCACUCUGUGCAGACACAUCCCAGCCUAGAGUACAGGACCUGGACUAAAGAAGGAGUCUUGGCUGGGCUGGACCCUGAUAUGAAACAGGGAAUGGAGAGGUUGAGGUUCAGGUGUAUCUGUGGCUGAACUCUCUGGGACAGGAAGUAGCAUUGUUUUUCUCCCACCAUGGAUUGUCUUACGCACACAAGCAUCCUUAACCCUCUUAUACUUUCAUCUGCCCAUCAAGACAGCUUCUAGAGAGGCAGGGUAUACAAUUCGAUUCCCCUUCCUGGCAGUUCUUUAGCAGCCUUGCCUGGAAAUGGGAGCCUUAUCUACAUGGCCUGAACUAAAAUAAGGCCUCUUCGGAAUACUCUCACCCUUCCCCCUUGUCCACCCUCCAGCCCGUGUGAAUCUUGUGAACUGAGGGUUGAAGAAACAUGUUCUGCACAUGGGCUAGUAGCUGUGAAUCUUGGUGUCCUCAGACUCUUUGUACUAGCACAUCAUGGCAGAAUUGUUCUGGAUCCCUCAGAGCUGCGGGGAGGAGCUGACGAGCACAAGUGUGGAGCACAUCAUUGUCAAUCCCAAUGCUGCCUAUGACAAGUUCAAGGACAAGAGAGUGGGGACAAAGGGACUUGAUUUCUCAGAUCGUAUUGGAAAAACCAAGAGAACAGGAUAUGAAUCUGGAGACUAUGAGAUGCUUGGAGAGGGCCUGGGAAUAAAGGAGACACCCCAGCAAAAGUACCAGCGACUACUGCAUGAGGUCCAAGAGCUGACCACUGAAGUUGAGAAAAUCAGGACAACAGUGAAGGAGUCAGCCACUGAGGAGAAGCUGACCCCUGUGGUACUGGCUAAACAGCUGGCCGCUCUGAAGCAGCAGCUGGUUGCUUCCCACCUGGAGAAGCUGCUGGGACCAGAUGCUGCGAUCAACCUCACCGACCCCGAUGGGGCUCUGGCUAAGCGCCUGCUGCUGCAGCUGGAAGCAACAAAGAACAGCAGAAGCACUGGUUCAGGGGGAAAGACCUCCAGUGGGGCCCUUCCAGAUAGCAGCCUUGUCACUUAUGAACUACAUUCUCGGCCUGAGCAGGACAAGUUCUCUCAAGCUGCCAAAGUUGCAGAACUUGAGAAGCGCCUGACAGAGCUGGAGGCAGCUGUGCGCUGUGAUCAGGAUGCUCAGAAUCCCCUUUCAGCAGGUCUCCAGGGAGCCUGUCUUAUGGAGACUGUAGAGCUGUUGCAAGCAAAGGUGAGCGCCCUGGACCUUGCAGUUUUGGACCAAGUGGAGGCUCGGCUACAGAGUGUCCUGGGAAAGGUGAAUGAGAUUGCCAAGCAUAAAGCCUCCGUAGAGGAUGCAGAUACACAAAGUAAGGUGCACCAGCUAUAUGAAACCAUACAGCGCUGGAGCCCUGUCGCCUCCACCCUUCCCGAGCUGGUGCAGAGACUCAUCACCAUCAAGCAGUUGCAUGAGCAAGCCAUGCAGUUUGGUCAGCUUCUGACACACUUGGAUACGACCCAGCAGAUGAUUGCUAGUUCCCUCAAGGACAAUACCACUCUCUUGACCCAGGUGCAGACAACCAUGCGUGAAAACCUGGCCACAGUUGAGGGGAACUUUGCCAGUAUUGAUGACCGGAUGAAGAAGCUGGGAAAGACGGCCAGGGCGCGCCCGUGGAGGCAGAGGGACAGCCGCCUGUACAAGAGGAGAAGUUGAAAGAAGUGAUCAAACAGCUGGGUAUCAGGAACUCCUUUUUCUUCUCCCCACUCCCUCUAACCCUCCUUUUCUCCUGCCCCAUCCCUUAUAUACCCACCCUCCCUGUAUAUGCCACACACACAUACUAACACACACACGUACUCGAGUGGUGGGGCUGGGUUCCAAGGGAACGUCCUGGCGAGAGCUAUUGCUGUUUCGGGUAGGGCUGCAACAAGGGGCACAGAUGAUCAGGAACACCUUCCCAAAACCAGGUGAAUUUCACAGUUUGGGUGGGAAACUUUCUACAUCUGAAUAGUAAACGUAUACUAUCCCUAUUCAUAUUCAGAUAAGUACUUGCCCUGUUUGAAAAUCACCUUUUGGACAUUUCUGUAAUAAUGAGAAUCGGGGAAAGGCCAGGGUUGUGGUAGACCCAACACUCACUUGUAUUUUCUCCUCCGGCCACGACGAGACUUUCUGACUACCCCAGGGGGCACCUGAGAAAAGAUGGACUGUAUGUGUGGGAAAGUUAGAAAACAGCACCACGGCCCCACCCCUUCCUCAGAGCGCUUCAGCCCACACCUGAAUCACUGCACUCACCUUAAGCUCCUCAGAAUAGGGCCCAGGAGGGGGUGGAUCCUUGGGCUCAGCACC
Trichechus manatus latirostris (Florida manatee) is the source of this 6793-nucleotide messenger RNA. It is a transcript of the gene DCTN2, whose product is annotated as dynactin subunit 2. Gene Ontology annotation, cellular component: centrosome; dynactin complex; cytoplasm. The transcript has 14 exons. NCBI's taxonomy places the organism in Eukaryota, Metazoa, Chordata, Mammalia, Sirenia, Trichechidae. The coding region runs from base 4964 to 6163 and encodes 399 amino acids. The record is from RefSeq and is a predicted model, not a curated record. Gene Ontology annotation, biological process: mitotic spindle organization.